CACGAAUUUGUUCGGUCUAUCAUACAAGUCAUGCAACGACAUCGAAGGCCAAUGCUGGCACCCAUACAGGUCAAUGACCUCAACUACAUGCCAGUCCUUUCGCCCACGCAUCCAGCCAAGCCAGUCCAACGACCAGCGCCCGUCAAACCGACUCGAGCGGUGCCUGCCAUCCCCUCACGCCAAGGCUCGACUUCCCGGAAUCCGAGACCGUUCUUUCUUCGAUGGAAGCGCAAAUCGAGCUCCGAGGUCCCACUCGAGCUCGAAUCACAAGCUCGCUCACGGGGCAAACUCACGAAGUCCAAGAAGAACUCGAUCAGCGCACGAGACGACUGCACGCUGCUGCCGUGUUCUUCGCUGACGUUGACGCUGCCGAAGAGCAACAGCCUCGGAUUGCUUAGCCUGACGGAUCUGAGUGGACCGCCAUCCGUGGGCAGGAGAUCUCCUUCGCUCGCUAUGACCGAAUGGGAGGAUGAACUCUUUGCACUGUACAUCUACGAACCUGUCGAUGCUACUGAGCCAGUCUUGGCCGAUGACGAAGAGGAAGAGACACCUUCAGAGACUGCGCCCUCACUCCGAUCAUCUCACACUGCUUCUGCCAGCCCGACUUCAUCCUUCUCGCUCUCAUCAGAGGAUGUAUCCCGCUCACUCUACUUCUCGCCCAUGACGAUCUAUACGCCCGAAGAGCACGAGCACAAGACCUCGCAUGACGUUCAAUCGGUCAUUGCUUCGUUGGACGAGGUCGUCUAUCAGCAACGCAUUAGCGAACUCGAUCUAGGUGCCUCUCCCGUCUACGAGCUACUCGAUCCCACCGGCGCACAGCCAGGUAGGCUGUUACACCCAAGUAGCGACGACAAGCUGAUCUUGACCCGAUGGACAGAAACAGUGCUAAGCCGUCCGAGCUCCUUGCGACGCCCAUUGCCGCCCACACCUGCUGUCGUCACAACGACGGAGGCGGAGAAGCAAGAAGACAAGGCGGAGGCUCUGCCAGAGCCCGUCUCGCUCUGGACGAUCUAUCGACCACUUCCCGCUAUGCCUGCCGUCAUCGCCCCACCUGCUGUAUCUGCGCCGCCUGCUGUGAGCACGCCAGAAGCAAUCACCAAGACCGAAGCAACUGGCACGCUUUCCCCACUCACAGGCGCCGCAGAGCUCUUUGUCGUCAAUCCGGACAGACCCGCUUCACCUGUCGACAGUGUAGCAGCAGAAGAGAAGCGUGUCAAACGCGCUAGCGAUCUGUUCACCGCUGCAAUCUACGAAGACCAUCCUAUCGAAGUCUUUCAUCCAGCUCUCGCUGCUCAAGUCUGUCGGACGCCCACACCCCGCUUUGCUCCCGUGACGAUCUGGCCGGAAGAGGUCAUUGUCGAAGAAGGCGAAGUCGAGCCACGUCAUUUCGAGAGAUCGACAAUGCGCAGACGGUUCCGUCGCAAGCGUCACUUCGUACCCAGCCUGCUGCCCAUCCGAGAACCAGUCAUUCGUCCCAUGUCGAGCAUGACCUGCCGAACCGCAGACACGACGCUGGUCGAUCUUCGCGAGACUGCCGCACGUGAGUUACGUUCGAACGGUAUGCCGUCGGAUGCCGUUCUGGUGGCUAUCGAGUCAAAUCUGGCCUCGCGUCGCUCAUCUGCUUCUUCUGUCGGUGCGGAGGCUGACGAGGGCGAUGUGACGCCUACUCAGACCAGAUCGAGAUCGUCCUCUGCUCCUCCUCAAAUGCGCGCACCGCUCGAUGCGAUCGCAAUCUAUUCGCCCGCUUCGUCCGAUUCCACCCAUUCGACGACGGGCUCAGAUCCUCAAGAGAACCAAGCCAGAGAGCGACAACUCGCCGCCAUCGCCGCUCGGUUUCGUUCGAGAGGCCCAUCGAGCUCGGCAGACGUCUACGAAGCGUUUGACCGUCUGACGAGCCCGGGAUACCCCAAUGCAAUCUAAGUAACGACCGCUCACGAAGUUGUCUGUUGAUGUCCAAUACAAUCAUACACGGGGUAAACCAAUCUGUUGUUCAUCAGCACAUCUAUGCAAUACACGCAGCCUGCUGUACCUAGCU
This is a messenger RNA of Mixia osmundae IAM 14324, 2035 nucleotides long. RefSeq lists its product as uncharacterized. Bases 31 to 1920 code for a protein of 629 amino acids. The transcript is spliced from 2 exons. The record is from RefSeq and is a predicted model, not a curated record. Lineage: Eukaryota; Fungi; Basidiomycota; Mixiomycetes; Mixiales; Mixiaceae.